AUGCUUCGAGUUGCUAGCGAUAAUCACAUUUUCGGAACUGGCAAUAUUAUCGACACUUCCUCCAUCAAUAAAGCUGGACCUGCCGCCGAGUGCAGACAGUCCAGCUCCAACGCGGACGAUGUCAAGUGUGACCGCCACGCUCAUCUGCAAAAUUCUGAAAACCACAACCCCAACACCCUCUCCCAAGACAUCAAUCUAUCCGUCCAAAUCCACGAUGCACUAGUAGACGAAAAGCAAGCCGGCAAAGCGCUGCUUGCUACGAAGGCUCGUGUCAAAGCCGUCUGGCAUAUAUGGGAGGCCAAGAUGAAGCGAGAUGAGAUUGCCGAGCUGGAUCAGAAAUACGAUGACCUGCGCGGUGAGUACGGAAAGCUUGGAGAUGAGGCGGCUACAGUUGCUGUUCAGCUGGCCGCAAAGCGAUGCGAGGCCAGAGAGUGGAAGAUCGUGGCAUAUGAGGAAGACUGGAAGGGCAUUUUCGAUGACGAUAUGGAUAAAGAGUGA
Fusarium tjaetaba is the source of this 498-nucleotide messenger RNA. RefSeq lists its product as uncharacterized. The record is from RefSeq and is a predicted model, not a curated record. Bases 1 to 498 code for a protein of 165 amino acids. Lineage: Eukaryota; Fungi; Ascomycota; Sordariomycetes; Hypocreales; Nectriaceae. The transcript has a single exon.